GUUAUAAAAGUAUAAAGUUGAAAAAAUUGAUAAAAACUUUAUUUUAACCGCUUAAUUAUAUUUUUUUAAUUUUCAAAUUUUGUCCAAAAGGCUUAUCAGAGGGAGUAUAUAUUUUUUGGAGCAUGUAAAAUAUAAUUUUUUUAAAGGCUAAAAUGUAAAAUAUAAUUACUCCAUCUGUCUCAUUUCAAUUGUCAUUUAUUAAGAAUACAUAUAAUGCGAUAGAUAAAAAAUUUAAACCAUUUUUUUGCAUUGGAAAUAUGAUAUGGUCAGAUGCAUCAUUAAUUUUACAUAUUAAUCUAUCUAAUAGACUCAUUAAUAUUAGUAUGUGUUAAUAUGAAAGUGACACUCUCGAGAAAGUGUUAAAAGUGAAACAAAAUGAGACAGAAGGAUUUAUAAAUAGAAAUGGAUAAUAAUUUCUAUACAAAUAUUUUAAAUUAAAAUAUUUUUACACUUACUUUCCAUAGUUGAUUUUUUUUUUUUUUUUUUUUGAGAAAAAUUGAUUUUAGUUUAGAGAGUUAUAAAUUAAAUUAUCAAAAUAUACGAAAUUUAAUUCAUACGAUCCGGUCUAUAAAUUCAAUGACCGGAAUGAUCCUUUACGCUUAUUUAUUUCAAAACCAACAUAAAAAGAAAAACUCCCCAAUAAAUAUUUCUUUGUUUGCCUUCCAAGAAAAGAAAAAAGAUACCCUACAACAAACGAGAUGGAUUGAAAUAUCAUAAAAUUUGUUUCCUUUUCCAAUUCGGUUUAUUCUCAGUCUCCUAUUUAAACUCAACCUCUCUAUUUGCUCUUAAACCCUAUUCAAACCCCACGUUCUUAAAAACUUUUCCAGACAAAAAAAACCCUAAUAAUGGAGAUUUUAUUGAACGGAAAGGGCACAACAAUGGCGGCAGGAGGAGAAAAGAGGCCAAAAACAAAAAUAGUUUGCACAUUAGGGCCACAAUCAAGAUCUGUUGAUGCCCUAGAAAAGCUUUUAAGGGCUGGUAUGAAUGUGGCUCGUUUCAACUUCUCUCAUGGAACUCAUUCUUAUCAUCAGGAGACUCUUGAUAAUCUUAGAAUUUCCAUGAUUAAUACUGGUAUUCUCUGUGCUGUCAUGUUGGAUACCAAGGGACCUGAAAUUCGAACUGGGUUUUUGAAGGAUGGGAAGCCUAUACAGCUUACGCAGGGUCAAGAGAUUAUCAUCUCGACUGACUAUAGCUUGAAGGGUGAUGAGAACAUGAUCUGUAUGAGCUAUAAGAAAUUGGCUGAAGAUGUGAAUCCUGGGAGUGUUAUUUUGUGUUCUGAUGGCACAAUUUCUCUUAGAGUUUUGUCCUGUGACAAGGAGAAUGGCAUGGUUCGGUGCUGUUGCGAAAAUUCUGCAUUUCUUGGUGAGAAAAAGAAUGUCAAUCUUCCUGGUGUAAUUGUUGAUCUUCCCACUUUAACUGAAAAGGAUAAAGAGGAUAUUUUGCAAUGGGGAAUUCCCAAUAAGAUUGACAUUAUCGCGCUAUCCUUUGUUCGCAAAGGUUCAGACCUCGUGGAGGUCCGAAAAUUGCUAGGAGAGCAUGCGAAAAACAUCCUUCUCAUGUCGAAAGUUGAAAAUCAAGAAGGGGUUGCUAAUUUUGACGACAUUCUUGCGAAUUCAGAUGCGUUUAUGGUGGCGCGUGGCGAUUUGGGAAUGGAGAUUCCAGUUGAGAAGAUUUUCUUAGCUCAGAAGAUGAUGAUCCACAAAGCUAACAUAGUAGGAAAGCCUGUGGUAACCGCAACUCAAAUGUUGGAGUCGAUGAUCAAGUCACCAAGGCCUACUCGGGCUGAAGCAACUGAUGUCGCCAAUGCGGUUCUUGACGGUACUGACUGUGUUAUGCUCAGUGGAGAAACUGCCGCUGGUGCAUAUCCUGUAAUUGCUGUUCAAACCAUGGCCAGAAUUUGCAUGGAGGCUGAGGAAUUUAUAGACUAUAGUGAUCUUUUCAAAAAGAUCAUGCUAAACGCUCCCAUGCCAAUGAGUACAUUAGAAAGUUUAGCCUCUUCAGCAGUAAAGGCGGCAAAUUCUGUCCGAGCAGCUUUUAUUUUAGUACUAACUAAAGGUGGAAACACAGCAAAGCUGCUAUCUAAGUACCGUCCAAGCGUGCCGAUUUUGUCUCUGGUUGUUCCUCAGAUUGUGUCCGAUUCUUUCGAAUGGACGUGCAGUGACGAAACCCCGGCUAGGCACAGCCUUAUUUACCGCGGCGUGGUUCCGGUUUUGAGUGCAGGCAGUAUAAGGGGUUCUGGCAGUGAAUCAACAGAUGAAGCAAUUAUGGAUGGUUUGAAAUAUGCAAAGAUGAAGGGGUUUUGCAAGCAAGGAGAUUCUGUUGUUGCACUGCACAAGAUUGACAAUUCUUCAGUGAUUAAAAUUUUGCUUGUAGAUUAAUUAAUUAUAGUGUCAGGAUAUGAUUUUGAGUCGAGUCAACAAGAUUUUGCAGCAUGUAAUUGUGCUGGAACUUUUUUCUGAGUGAUUUUAAUUGAGAGAAGUGUAACCAUAGGCUCUUUACAAUUUUGUAAUUUCACAUUUUUAGUCAUAUUCCUUUAGUUAUUCAAAUUGUUCCUGCAAA
Messenger RNA from Mercurialis annua (annual mercury), 2559 nucleotides. RefSeq names its product pyruvate kinase, cytosolic isozyme-like. The record is from RefSeq and is a predicted model, not a curated record. Bases 846 to 2378 code for a protein of 510 amino acids. NCBI's taxonomy places the organism in Eukaryota, Viridiplantae, Streptophyta, Magnoliopsida, Malpighiales, Euphorbiaceae. The transcript has 3 exons. Gene Ontology annotation, molecular function: magnesium ion binding; pyruvate kinase activity; potassium ion binding. Gene Ontology annotation, cellular component: cytoplasm. Gene Ontology annotation, biological process: glycolytic process.